UCUUUCUUUAGUCCAGCUUUGGCUAGAUCAGAAUCUAAGACAGAUGGAGGUUUUAAAAAUAAUUGGAGCUUUGAUCAUGGAGAAGAAAGUGAAGGAGAUACAGAUAAAGAUGAGGCAAAUCUACUCAGUGUAGAUGAAGAUGAGGAUUCUGAGACCUCAAAAGGAAAAAAGUUAAAUCGUCAGUCUGACAUUGUUCCUACUAGUUCUGGUGAUCCCUGGAAGACAUGUGCAAGACGAAACAAGACUGAGAGUUUAAAGCCUUUGAAAGGCAACCCAACUGGACUUAACAUGUUAAGCAACAGUAAGAAAUUGAGUGAGAACAGACAAAAUGCGCCAUUAUGUUCGGGAACUGUGGUUCAUGGCAGACGUUUUCAUCAUGCUAAUGCUCAGAUACCAAUAGUAAGAACUGCAGCCCAAAGCAAUCUGGACCAAAAGGAAAGGAAAGAAUACCCACCUCAUGUCCAAAAAUUUGAAAAUAAUCCUGUAAGGUUAUGUCGGCCCCAAGGUGUGGAUCGUAUAGUGAAGAAAACAGAAGAAUCUGAAUCACACUUGGAGUCUGAAAUUAAAAGAAAAGUAUCACAAAAACGUCACAGUACAACGUAUCAGUGUACUCCAUCUCCUCUGUCUACUGCUAAAAAAAAAUGUUUGACUGAUUUAGAGGAUUUCCAAAGAAAUUGCAGACAAGCUAUAACUUCGAGUGAAUCUACUGGACCAUUAUUAAGAACGUCAAUUCAUCAGAAUUCUGGAGGACAGAAGUCACAAAACACAGCAUUACCACCCAGGAAGUUUUAUGGCAACAGUGUGGGAAAGGUUCCAAUUGAUAUUAUUGUGAAUUGUGAUGAUAGCAGACAGCAUUAUUUGCACACAAAUGGGAAAGUCAUUUUACCUCGGGCAAAAGUAGCCAGAAUCACAACCCUGAAAGAAAGGAAAACAAGCCUGUCGGACCUAAAUGAUCCAAUCAUUUUGUCCAGUGAUGAUGAUGAUGACAGUGACAGGACUAAGGGAAGAAAAAGCGAGUCUCCCCAACCUGCUGAUUCAGCAUGUUCUUCCCCAGCGCCGUCCACUGGGCGAGCGGAAGCAGCCCUACAGGAGGACCCCUGCGGAGCGGAGCAGGAGCUGGGGGGCUGCCCCGAGGACGCAGAGGCGAGCUUAGUCCCGCUGCCACGGAAAGCAAGGAUGAGAGACCAGUUUGGUAAUUCUAUUGUCAACACACCUCUAAAACGUCGCAAGGUGACUUCUCAAGAAGCUUCACUUGAUCCUGUAACUUUAAACUGCCCGAGUUCCUUUGAGAGCGUCGUUUUGAAUUGUCGGAGCAUACAAGUGGGAACACUCUUCCGGCUAUUGAUAGAGCCUGUGAUUUUUUGUUUAGAUUUUAUCAAGAUACAGAUAGAAGAACCAGAAAGUGAUCGUGUAGCGAUUACUUUAAAUACCUCUGAUCUAACUAAAUGUGAAUGGUGUAAUGUCCGAAAAUUACCAGUAGUGUUUCUCCAGACAAUACCAGCAGUUUAUAAGAAGCUGAUCAUGCAGCUGCCAGUGAACGCGGAGGAUCAUAUGUGGAGUGAUCUUAAAGGAGUGAAUAAGAUGGCAAAUUUGGAAGAACAGUACAUCAUUUUAAUUUUUCAAAAUGGCCUAGAUCCUCAGGCCAACAUGGUGUUUGAAAAUAUCAUUACUGAAAUUGGUAUAAAGAAUAAUGUGUCCAAUUUUUUUGCGAAAAUUCCCUUUGAAGAAGCCAGUAGCAAGCUUGUUGCCUGUACAAGGACGUAUGAAGAGAGCAUCAAAGAAAGUUGUGUACAAGAGGAAAACCAAAACAAUGUGUCCCUUGAAUCUAAAAUACAACUUAAAAACAAACAAGAAUUCCAGUUUUUUGAUGAGGAAGAAGAAACCGGAGAGACUCACACCAUCUUCAUGGGCCCUGUAGAGAAAUUGAUAGUCUACCCACCACCUCCAGCUAAGGGAGGUAUCUCUGUUACUAAUGAGGACCUGUACUGUCUAAGUGAAGGAGAAUUUUUAAAUGAUAUUAUUAUAGACUUUUAUUUGAAAUACUUGGUGCUUGAAAAACUGAAGAAAGAAGAGGCUGACCGAAUACAUAUAUUCAGUUCUUUUUUCUAUAAACACCUUAAUCAGAGAGAGAGGAGAAAUCUUCAUGAAACAACUAAUCUGUCAAUCCAGCAAAAGCGACAUGGGAGAGUUAAAACGUGGACCCGGCAUGUAGAUAUAUUUGAGAAGGAUUUUAUUUUUGUACCCAUUAAUGAAGAUGCACACUGGUUUUUGGCUGUUAUAUGUUUCCCUGGUUUGGAAAAACCAAAGUAUGAACCUAAUCCUCAUUACCAUGAAAAUACAGUCAUGCCAAAAUGUCCAACUGUAGAGGAUAGUUGUAUUUAUUCUCCUUCAGCCAGUGAAACGGACAGUUGUUCACAAAACUCUUCUGUCAAGCCUGUAUUUAAGAAGAUGCUAAAGAGAAAGCAUUGCAUAGAUGUAAUUGAUUUAAGUGCUGAACAGGAAGAAAGUGACCCUCCUUAUCAGAGAAACAUGUGCAGUGUGAAAUGUAGUCUGGAAAAGAUAAAUCAUACUGCAAGUGAAAAUGAAGAAUCGAAUAAAGAAGAAUCUGCAUGCCAGAAAGUUAUUAAUAGGAGUAAAAGUGAGAAUGGUCUACAGAAUGAAUAUUUAAGUUCUAUGCACCAUACAGAUGGCUUGAGCAAAAUUAGACUGAACGAGUCAGCCGAAGGCAGUAAAAUGCUUGAAGAUGAGCUCAUCGACCUCUCAGAGGAUCAAGAUAACCAGGAUGACAGCAGUGAUGAUGGAUUCCUUGCUGACAACAACUGCAAUUCAGAAAUAGGACAGUGGCAUUUAAAGCCUACUAUCUGUAAACAACCUUGUAUUCUACUGAUGGACUCACUCAGAGGCCCUUCUCGGUCAAAUGUUGUAAAAAUUCUAAGAGAGUAUUUAGAGGUGGAGUGGGACGUUAAAAAAGGAAGCAAACGAAGCUUUUCCAAAGAUGCCAUGAAAGGCUCGAAUCUGAAGGUCCCCCAGCAAGACAACUUCAGUGACUGCGGCGUGUACAUCCUGCAGUACGUGGAGAGCUUUUUUGAGAAUCCAGUUCUCAAUUUUGACCUACCUAUGAAUUUGGCAAACUGGUUUCCUCCCUCAAGAAUGAGAACAAAAAGAGAAGAAAUCAGAAACAUAAUUCUAAAGCUGCAGGAGGAUCAGAGCCGAGAGAAGCAGCAGCGUAAGGACCCGCACUCGGCAUCUCCGACUGACCCGCUUCCGGGGCUCGUCAGUUUCCUCCAGAAGCUGCGAACUCCAGCGUGGGCUGUAGAUAGUGAAGAACGGUAG
Messenger RNA from Manis javanica (Malayan pangolin), 3333 nucleotides. NCBI's taxonomy places the organism in Eukaryota, Metazoa, Chordata, Mammalia, Pholidota, Manidae. The record is from RefSeq and is a predicted model, not a curated record.